Molecule: messenger RNA, 532 nt
Organism: Alnus glutinosa
Lineage: Eukaryota; Viridiplantae; Streptophyta; Magnoliopsida; Fagales; Betulaceae
Product: arabinogalactan protein 23
Exons: 1
Coding region: 109-300 (63 amino acids)
Source: RefSeq, a predicted model, not a curated record
ACCAGAGAAUAAAGAAAACAAUCAAGGAUUGUUUUUCUUCAUUCUCCAAGGCGGGUCUCGGAAAGUAGUAUACAUUAAUUCCCACAAAGUAAAUAGUAAAUAGUCAUCAUGGAUAUGAAGAAGAUCUCCUGCGCUGUUCUCAUCGCCGCCGCUGCCUCCAUGAGUGCAGCAUUGGCUUACACCGAGGUCUCGCCAGCUCCAGCCCCCGGCCCAUCCAGCGGGGCCGCCGCCACCUUGCCUCUUGUUGGGUCUUUGGUCGGUGCCUCUGUUUUGUCUUUCUUCACCUAUUACUUGCACUAAUCAAGCUCAUGAUCAUCACAAAAGGAUAUGAGAAAGAAUAUAUAUAUAUAUAGCAUGGUUCAAGACAGCGGGAAGACAAGAACAGUACGAUGACUAGUUUUUCUUAGGGGGGUUGUUGGAUAUCUUCUUCUCUCUUUUCUUUUUUUUCUUUUCGAAUUUUCCCUAAUUUGUUUUACUUAAUUCUUCAUGUACGUUUGCCUGCAUUUCUGCGGCAGAUUGUCAUCAUAAAAGA